Cornus florida is the source of this 1450-nucleotide messenger RNA. RefSeq lists its product as uncharacterized. Gene Ontology annotation, biological process: base-excision repair. The coding region runs from base 77 to 1300 and encodes 407 amino acids. Gene Ontology annotation, molecular function: DNA-3-methyladenine glycosylase activity. The record is from RefSeq and is a predicted model, not a curated record. The transcript has 5 exons. NCBI's taxonomy places the organism in Eukaryota, Viridiplantae, Streptophyta, Magnoliopsida, Cornales, Cornaceae.
UCCCAUCCCUUUCCAAUACCCAUCCCCACUUUUUAUUUUCUUCUUCUGCCAUUACCACCAUCAACAUCAACAAAUCAUGUGCAGCUCCAAGGCUAAGGUGACCACUGCCAUCAAUAUCACCACCACCACCACCAUAGGUGCUCAAAUCGGUGGAAGACCAGUCCUCCAACCCACUUGUAAUCGCAUCCAUCAUUUGGAAGCCCGUAAUUCCCUCCAAAAAAAGGGUCCUCCACCACCACCACCACCUCCACCAAUCUCAAACAUUACAACUUGUCGGACCAAACACUCCACUCCAGUCCCAUCUCCUCCAUUGAGAUCUCCGCGGCCACAAGCCAUCAAGAGAGGGAAUGAUGUGAAUGGCUUGAAUACCAGUUCCGAGAAGGUUACAACUCCGAGGACAAAUUUAACCACCACCACCACCAAAAUAUCUACUUUGGAGAGGAAGAAGUCGAAGAAAACGAAUGCCGGCAUUGCUGCUGCAGGUGCGUGUGAUGAAGUGCCGGCGGCAUCUACUGUUCCUUCGUUGUCGAGAUCAUAUUCUUCCUCUUCCAUAAUUGACGCUCCCGGAAGUAUUGCAGCUGUGAGAAGAGAACAGAUGGCACUUCUGCAAGCACAAAGGAAGAUGAAAAUUGCCCAUUAUGGACGCUCCAAAUCUGCAAAGUUUGAAGCAAAAGUUGUUCCCUGCACUACUGCUGAUGAUUCUUCAUCUACCACUACAAUCAUCAAUGGUGCCCAACAGAAAAGAUGCAGCUUUAUCACACCCAACUCCGAUCCUAUCUAUGUUGCUUACCAUGAUGAAGAAUGGGGAGUUCCAGUCCAUGAAGACAACAUGCUGUUUGAAUUGCUGGUUCUAAGUGGGGCUCAAGUUGGAUCAGAUUGGACAUCAAUCUUAAAGAAACGUCAAGAAUUCAGGAAUGCAUUUUCGGGAUUUGACCCAGAAAGUGUUGCCAAAUUCAACGAAAAAAAGAUAUUAUCAGUCAGUUCGAAUUAUGGAAUUGAAUUAAGCAAAGUUCGAGGGAUCGUUGACAACUCUAACAGAAUUCUUGAGGUGAUGAAGGAAUUCGGAUCAUUUGAAAGAUAUAUAUGGGGAUUUGUGAAUCACAAGCCCAUCUCCACAAAUUACGGAUCAUGCCAGAAGAUCCCAGUGAAGACAUCAAAAUCAGAGAGCAUAAGCAAAGACAUGGUGAGAAGGGGGUUCAGGUUUGUUGGUCCCACCAUAGUUCACUCCUUCAUGCAGGCCUCUGGACUCACCAAUGACCACCUCAUCAACUGUCACAGGCAUUUUCUAUCAACAGAUUAAAAAUUACCCAACACCCAACAUGUUCUUGGCCUUAUUUUCUAAUUAAUUACUUUUUCAAAAACCUUUGAUUCAUGUACAAAACAGAAACGAUAACAACAAAAAAACAUGGGACUUGUGAGAUGCUGUGAGAUUUUUUUUUUUUUUUUUUUU